GCGUUGCAGAGGCACCAUGAUCGCUCCCUGCCCGCUUUUUCUUACCUUCAGCUCGUAUCUACUUUGGCAUUUUGAGAUUCAAUCAUCUAUCACUGCUGCAAACAUGAGAUAGCACAAAUUGUAGACUUCGACCACCCUGAUACCCCACAACCGGUUACAUCAUCUGUCGUCCCAAAUACCAGGGUCCUCCGCUCACCGCACCGCUCUCGCGAGUCCUCAGCACUUCCACAAUGGCCGGACAGUCAAAGGUCGACACGCUGCCGCCAUGGGGCAAUGCCGUUGCAGGCGCUGCUGGUGCCGUCAUUGCUAACACUCUCGUCUAUCCAUUGGACUUGAUCAAGACGCGGCUACAAGUCCAAAUCAAACGCUCCAAGACGUCCAAUGACCCCAAUCCUGCCGAUCACGAACAUUAUGACGAUGCACUCGAUGCGAUAAGGAAAGUGGUUGCACAUGAAGGUGUCUCUGGGCUCUAUGCCGGCAUGGCGGGCUCGUUGCUCGGUGUAGCCUCCACAAAUUUUGCCUACUUCUACUGGUACACGGUCGUUCGCAGCCUCUACAUCGCGAAUCGCGCUCUUCAAGCGCCCCCGGGUACGGCAAUCGAGCUGUCGCUAGGAGCUGUAGCAGGCGCACUUGCUCAGCUCUUCACAAUCCCCGUGGCAGUGGUGACAACGAGACAACAGACCAUGAGCAAAUCAGAGCGCAAGGGCAUGAUCGCGACCGGCAUGGAUGUCAUCAAUGGCGAGGAUGGAUGGACAGGUCUUUGGCGAGGAUUGAGGGCGAGUUUGGUGCUUGUGAUCAACCCCUCAAUUACAUAUGGUGCUUAUCAGCGACUGCGGGACGUGCUAUAUCCGGGCAAGAAGACACUCAAGCCUUGGGAAGCGUUCAUUCUCGGAUCGCUGUCGAAGAUACUUGCCACAAUCGUUACACAGCCACUCAUCGUCGCAAAGGUGGGCCUGCAGUCGAAACCCCCGCCGGCGAGGGAUGGCAAGCCCUUCAAGUCCUUCACAGAGGUCAUGCAAUACAUCAUCCAACACGAGGGCCCUAUGGCCCUGUUCAAGGGCAUCGGACCUCAGAUUCUGAAGGGUCUGCUCGUCCAAGGCUUUCUCAUGAUGACCAAGGAGAGAAUUGAGCUUUCUUUUAUCCUUCUCUUCAGAUCUUUCCGCCAGAUGCGUGCCGAAAAGCUGCAGAAGCUUGCCAAUAUUGCUGCAGGAAAAGCUGGCAAAAGCGCCCCAAUUCUUAUCAAGUAAGGCCGCUCUUCACUAGAGUAACUUCUGUUGUAUGGAUCUAACUACUGAUCGUUUUUGUAUUUUUGUAUCUUAGAGUACCGUAUUUGCGGUAAUGUUGGACCGUGCGAGCUCAUUGGCGUUUGGGCAGCUACUUGCACGCAUACACUGCACAUAUGAAUAUAAACACAUCAUUAUACUCGUGCGCAGAGCAGUCGGCUAUCUCUCCUUUCCUAGUUCAACAGCCUCACAAUGCUUAUGUCCAUUUGAAGCUUGAGUUGGUGCGACAAGGCCAAAGUGUGAUAGUCCAAGACGUGCGAUUCACCUUUGUCCCCUAGUAAGUGAUGAAGCCAACACAACGUGACAGCAUUACGAUGUACGUCUUUCACACACCCCCAUGGGUUUCUCUAUAAAAGC
Messenger RNA from Cucurbitaria berberidis CBS 394.84, 1640 nucleotides. Its product is annotated as peroxisomal membrane protein-like protein Pmp47. Gene Ontology annotation, biological process: transmembrane transport. The transcript is spliced from 4 exons. Bases 231 to 1247 code for a protein of 338 amino acids. NCBI's taxonomy places the organism in Eukaryota, Fungi, Ascomycota, Dothideomycetes, Pleosporales, Cucurbitariaceae. The record is from RefSeq and is a predicted model, not a curated record.